This is a messenger RNA of Haemorhous mexicanus (house finch), 1724 nucleotides long. It is a transcript of the gene SSBP3, whose product is annotated as single stranded DNA binding protein 3. Gene Ontology annotation, molecular function: protein binding; single-stranded DNA binding. Bases 102 to 1268 code for a protein of 388 amino acids. Lineage: Eukaryota; Metazoa; Chordata; Aves; Passeriformes; Fringillidae. Gene Ontology annotation, biological process: positive regulation of transcription by RNA polymerase II. The transcript is spliced from 18 exons. The record is from RefSeq and is a predicted model, not a curated record. Gene Ontology annotation, cellular component: nucleus.
GCUCUGACAGCCCCCGGCGCUCCCUCGGCGGCGGGCGCAGCAGCUCCGGCGGCAGCGGCGGCGGCUUUCGGCGGCCGCCCCCCUCCUCCUCGGCGCGGACCAUGUUCGCCAAAGGGAAGGGCUCGGCGGUGCCCUCGGACGGGCAGGCGCGGGAGAAGCUGGCGCUGUACGUCUACGAGUACCUGCUGCACGUCGGCGCCCAGAAGUCUGCGCAGACCUUCCUGUCCGAGAUCCGGUGGGAGAAGAACAUCACGCUGGGCGAGCCCCCCGGCUUCCUGCACUCCUGGUGGUGCGUGUUUUGGGACCUGUACUGCGCAGCUCCCGAAAGGCGAGACACUUGUGAACAUUCGAGUGAAGCCAAAGCCUUUCAUGACUACAGCGCAGCUGCUGCCCCGAGUCCCGUGCUUGGAAACAUUCCCCCGAAUGACGGGAUGCCCGGGGGCCCCAUCCCGCCCGGGUUCUUCCAGGGACCGCCUGGGUCACAGCCCUCGCCACACGCACAGCCUCCACCCCACAAUCCUAACAGCAUGAUGGGACCCCACAGUCAGCCGUUCAUGUCGCCGCGCUACGCCGGAGGUCCCCGGCCCCCCAUCAGGAUGGGCAACCAGCCCCCGGGUGCUGUUCCCGGUACACAGCCAUUGCUGCCCAAUUCGAUGGAUCCCACGCGACAGCAAGGGCACCCCAACAUGGGCGGCCCCAUGCAAAGGAUGAAUCCUCCGCGAGGGAUGGGCCCCAUGGGUCCCGGUCCGCAGAACUACGGCAGCGGCAUGAGACCUCCACCCAACUCCCUAGGUCCUGGCAUGCCUGGAAUUAACAUGGGGCCGGGCGCCGGUAGACCGUGGCCGAACCCCAGCAGUGCUAACUCAAUCCCAUACUCUUCUUCAUCGCCUGGUACAUACGUGGGUCCGCCCGGCGGCGGUGGCCCUCCAGGGACACCCAUCAUGCCCAGUCCUGCAGAUUCAACAAAUUCAAGUGACAACAUCUACACAAUGAUUAAUCCAGUACCGCCCGCAGGCAGUCGAUCGAAUUUCCCGAUGGGCCCCGGCUCUGACGGCCCCAUGGGCGGCAUGGGCGGGAUGGAGCCCCAUCACAUGAACGGAUCAUUAGGGUCAGGAGACAUAGAUGGACUUCCAAAAAAUUCUCCAAACAACAUAAGUGGCAUUAGCAAUCCCCCGGGCACUCCAAGAGACGAUGGGGAGCUGGGAGGCAACUUUCUCCAUUCCUUCCAAAAUGACAAUUAUUCCCCCAGCAUGACGAUGAGUGUGUGAUUUCCCUCCCCCUCCUCCUCUCCAGGAUCAAGAGAGUCAGCUGCCGUUCGGAGGAUCUCAACGAAUUAUGCAAGAAGAAGAAGAAGAAGAAGCUAGGUGUAUGGGCAGGGACACGCGUGGCGGGGGCCAAAACCCCAGGUUUAGUUUCAUGCAAUAAAAAGGCUGAACUUUUUAUUCCAUAAAACAUGAAGGACAAAACUUAAAAUAUUUCAAGACAUGACAAGACCCUUCUUUGUGCAGAAGGGUUUAUAUAUGUACAUGACACUUCUUUUUGGAAACAAACGGAAGCCUCUAGCACCCAACUCCGAUCUCUUUGCUUUGUUCUUUUAAAUAAAGACAGAAACCGAACCUGUUGUAUGUUUGUGCCGUGCGACACCAGGAAGCUAGUCUAGAUAUGAAAUCAUGUUGUCUCUGUUGUAGUCAUUUUUUUAAAUAAACUGGACAGUUUACAAUGGU